UGUCAUUUGUGAUCCUAUGUAUUUUCUGACCAGGUCUUGCUGGUGUGUAGGAAGCUAUGGGUCUGGGCGCGUGAUCGUUGGCUGUGGAAGAUUGCAGGGUUCUGCUCUGCGUUCACACGUGGCUCAGAGAGGCCCCUCCUGAAGAUGCUUCCCCGGUGGAGGGCACGGGACUCACUCCAGCAAGAAAGCCCGUAGCCCCACAGGCUCCUCUGACUUCCAUCUUCCUCGGAAAUCUCAGGCGGUCCAGCCAUGGCAGCGGCCAGGCUCCUGCCGCCGCCAGCAGCACCCCAGCCCCUGUCAUUCCAGGCCAAGGUGACCUUUGAGGAUGUGGCCGUGCUCCUCUCCCAGGAGGAAUGGGACCGCCUGGGCCCUGCUCAGCGGGGCCUCUACCGACACGUGAUGAUGGAGACCUACGGGAACGUGGUAUCGCUAGGACUUCCAGGAUCAAAGCCCAAUGUGAUCUCUCAGCUGGAGCGAGGCGAAGAGCCAUGGGUCCUGGACGGGCAAGGGGCUGAGGAGACUCGGGGCCUGGGGAGUGGCCGGUCAGACAGCUACAGGCAUGACCACGCGACAGCUCGUAUGCGACAAGACCGUUCGCCCUGUCCAUGGGAGCAUGAGAACAAGGGAGAGAACCCGAAGAGGGAUUGGAGUCUGAAGCCGUUUCUUUCAGAGGAAGGAUCCUCGGUUCUGGGGGGAGCACCCUCAGGCCAGCCUGAUCACAGACCUUACAGAGCCGAGCAGAGCUGCCCUGUGAGCCCAAGCCCCGGCGGCCCGCCUGGAGCGCAGGUCCCCAAGCGGAGUGUGCCUGCCCCCCCGCAGCAGGGUGUCCCCGGCGGGGAGAGGCCCUACAAGUGCACCGAGUGCGGGAAAUGCUUCGGCCGCAGCUCCCAUCUGCUGCAGCACCAGCGAACCCACACCGGGGAGAAGCCCUACGUGUGCGGCGUGUGCGGCAAGGCCUUCAGCCAGAGCUCGGUCCUCAGCAAGCACCGGAGAAUCCACACGGGCGAGAAGCCCUACGAGUGCAACGAGUGCGGGAAGGCCUUCCGCGUGAGCUCGGACCUGGCGCAACACCACAAGAUCCACACGGGCGAGAAGCCGCACGAGUGUCUGGAGUGCAGGAAGGCGUUCACGCAGCUCUCGCACCUCAUCCAGCACCAGCGCAUCCACACGGGAGAGCGGCCGUACGUGUGCCCGCUGUGCGGCAAGGCCUUCAACCACAGCACGGUGCUGCGCAGCCACCAGCGCGUGCACACGGGCGAGAAGCCGCACGAGUGCGCGCAGUGCGGCCGCGCCUUCAGCGUCAAGCGCACGCUCCUGCAGCACCAGCGCGUGCACACGGGCGAGAAGCCCUACACGUGCAGCGAGUGCGGCCGCGCCUUCAGCGACCGCUCGGUGCUCAUCCAGCACCACAACGUGCACACGGGCGAGAAGCCGUACGAGUGCGGCGAGUGCGGCAAGGCCUUCAGCCACCGCUCGACGCUCAUGAACCACGAGCGCAUCCACACGGAGGAGAAGCCGUACGGCUGCUACGCGUGCGGCAAGGCCUUCGUGCAGCACUCGCACCUGACGCAGCACCAGCGCGUGCACACGGGCGAGAAGCCGUACGUGUGCGGCGAGUGCGGGCACGCGUUCAGCGCGCGGCGCUCGCUGGUGCAGCACGAGCGCAUCCACACGGGCGAGCGGCCGUUCCGCUGCGCGCAGUGCGGCAAGGCCUUCAGCCUCAAGGCCACGCUGAUCGUGCACCUGCGGACGCACACGGGCGAGCGGCCCUACGAGUGCAGCCGCUGCGGCAAGGCCUUCAGCCAGUACUCGGUGCUCAUCCAGCACCAGCGCAUCCACACGGGCGAGCGGCCCUACGAGUGCGCCGAGUGCGGCCGCGCCUUCAACCAGCACGGCCACCUGAUCCAGCACCAGAAGGUGCACGCGAAGCUCUGAGCCCCCGGGCCCCCGCGCGGGACGGGCUGCCGGCGGCUCCACCCCGGGGAGCCCCGAGGAGCGGCCCGGGGCGCGGCGGGCGGAGGGGCCGAAGGGAGCCUGUCGC
This is a messenger RNA of Lontra canadensis (Northern American river otter), 2041 nucleotides long. It is a transcript of the gene ZNF250, whose product is annotated as zinc finger protein 250. Bases 250 to 1935 code for a protein of 561 amino acids. Lineage: Eukaryota; Metazoa; Chordata; Mammalia; Carnivora; Mustelidae. The transcript is spliced from 6 exons. The record is from RefSeq and is a predicted model, not a curated record. Gene Ontology annotation, biological process: regulation of cytokine production; regulation of immune system process; negative regulation of transcription by RNA polymerase II.